Coregonus clupeaformis (lake whitefish) is the source of this 729-nucleotide messenger RNA. RefSeq names its product glycine-rich protein 5-like. The record is from RefSeq and is a predicted model, not a curated record. Bases 1 to 729 code for a protein of 242 amino acids. Lineage: Eukaryota; Metazoa; Chordata; Actinopteri; Salmoniformes; Salmonidae. The transcript is spliced from 2 exons.
AUGGGGGAGAACAGUGGGCUGGAGGGGGAAUGGGGGGAGAGCAGUGGGCUGGAGGGGGGAAUGGGGGAGAGCAGUGGGCUGGAGGGAGGAAUGGGGGAGAGCAGUGGGCUGGAGGGGGGAAUGGGGAAAGAGCAGUGGGAUGGAGGGGGGAAUGGGGGAGGGCAGUGGGCUGGAGGGAGGAAUGGGGGAGAGGAGUGGGCUGGAGGGGGAAUGGGGGAGAGCAGUGGGCUGGAGGAUGGGGGAGAGCAGUGGGGGAGAGAGCUGGAGGGGAAAUGGGGAGAGCAGUGGGGAGGAAUGGGGGAGAGCAGUGGGCUGCAGGGGAAUGGGGGAGAACAGUGGGCUGGAGGGGGAAUGGGGGAGAGCAGUGGGCUGGAGGGGGGGAAUGGGGGAGAGCAGUGGGCUGGAGGGGGAAGGGGGGAGAGCAGUGGGCUGCAGGGGGGAAUGGGGGAGAACAGUGGGCUGGAGGGGGGAAUGGGGGAGAGCAGUGGGCUGGAGGGGGGAAUGGGGGAGAGCAGUGGGCUGCAGGGGGAAUGGGGGAGAGCAGUGGGCUGCAGGGGGAAUGGGGGAGAGCAGUGGGCUGGAGGGUCCAUGGGGAGAACAACUGGACUGGACUGGUCUAAAGGGAAGUUGAGUGAUUCUUUCCCCUCGUCAUCAGUUCAUAAACAGCUCUGUGAGGACCUGAAGGGGGCCCGGCUCAGCAGAUGUGAUGUGGCUAGACUGUGGAGCUAG